Messenger RNA from Vespula vulgaris, 5459 nucleotides. RefSeq names its product silk gland factor 1-like. The record is from RefSeq and is a predicted model, not a curated record. Gene Ontology annotation, molecular function: protein domain specific binding; RNA polymerase II cis-regulatory region sequence-specific DNA binding; transcription factor binding. Bases 599 to 2143 code for a protein of 514 amino acids. Gene Ontology annotation, biological process: anatomical structure morphogenesis; regulation of transcription by RNA polymerase II; cell differentiation. Lineage: Eukaryota; Metazoa; Arthropoda; Insecta; Hymenoptera; Vespidae. The transcript has a single exon.
GUUUGUUGGGACAACAAUUAUACUCACCCAACAUACCACCGAGGACAGGGCCUCGUGCGCGCGCGAACACAACUACGUGUCAUCGAGUGUCCUCCGUGCCGGCCCGACGGACGUCGUGCAUUGUUUCGCAUAAGGAGAACGCAGUGCACGUAUAGGGAAUAAAUAUUAUUCGUGAAGGUCGAUCGUUAGUUUUUGGAAUUUCUCACUGAAACUAAGGUGAACUGUAUGAUAAGAGGCGUGUGAGGACACGAGGAUAGGAUCCCAGUGUUGCUAGGCAAAUUUUGUGAAUCGUUGUGUGUAAUAUUAAGGAAUAAGGACAAAGAGAAAAAGAUAGGGAUAACGACAGAGAUAGAGAUAGAGAAAGGGAGAAAGAGAAUCAAUCGAAAAGAACAGAGUGAAGGUGUCGCGUGAUCGAGAUUCUUCGAGGAAGAUCCUUCAGCGUUACCGUGAUUCAGUGAGACGUGAGGAUUAAAGUGAAGGAAGUACGGGCGGAUAUAAGAUUAAGGGGUCACCGGAUUAUCAGCAGUCGUGGUACCGUGGCUUUCAUGAUUCCCGCUUGACGUCCCGACAGCAGCCCACCCCGGCACCGGUGAGCUCUAUGACCAUGCUCCAGUCGCAAAAGCUGUACACCGAGGCUGGUAGUCUCGGUGGUGCCAUGACCAGCGCCGCGAUGUCCAGCAUGGGCAGCAUGGCACCCACGUACAGCUCGAUAAAUUCGAUGGGCUGCGUGUCUAUGGGGAUGUCGAUGGGCGUUGGAGUUGGGCCGAGUUGCAGUCCUCAGGGGGCCGGUGGAUUCAAUAUGAGCACGAUGAGCUCGGCAAUGGGGAUGGCUUCGAUGGGUGGUGGUGGCAUGGGUGGUUAUGGAGGUACAUCGAUGGGCGGUGGUGGCGCCUGCAUGAGCGCCGUGGGUUAUGGCCCGUUAACGCCAGGCGGUGGUACCGCCGUAACCAGAGAUCCUUUGUCGUUAACCGAACCAGACUCUCCAAAUUCUGCCCUUCAACGUGCACGCACCGACAAAUCUUAUCGUCGAAGUUACACGCACGCAAAACCGCCUUACUCCUACAUUAGUUUGAUCACCAUGGCGAUACAAAACGCGCCAACCAAAAUGCUUACACUCUCGGAGAUUUACCAAUUUAUCAUGGAUCUAUUCCCGUUUUAUCGGCAGAACCAACAACGAUGGCAAAACUCAAUAAGACAUUCGCUAAGUUUCAACGAUUGCUUCGUUAAAGUACCGCGAACACCCGACAAGCCGGGUAAAGGCUCCUUUUGGACGCUGCACCCGGAAAGCGGUAACAUGUUCGAAAACGGUUGUUAUUUGCGCCGUCAAAAGAGGUUCAAAGACGAAAAGAAGGAAUUGACGAGGCAGAACAACAAACAUCAACAGCACCAACAGCAUCACUCGGGUGCUGCGGCCGCGGCUGCCGCCGCCGCUGCUGCUGCAGCCGCCGCCGCCGCUGGUCAUAAUAGUCCAAAUUCUCACGAUCUCGGUCACGGCGGUAAGAAGACACCCUCGUCCCUGCAUCAUGCUCCUCAGCAACAGGACGACAAAGACCUUCACUCUUUGGUCUCGACUCAUCAUCACCAUCACUCGGCCGGACUUCAUCAGCAUCAUGCUGCUCUGAAAAGUGAUACCACCGAUAUCGGUGGAUUGUUAGGACCAGAUCUCGGUACGGCACACGACGAACUAACCGCCAUGGUCAGUCGUACUCUUCAUCCUCACUUGCUAUCCGAUCCGGCGGCUCUUCAUCACGGCAUGGCAGGGAGCCUAAAACAGGAGCCACCAUAUACGGCUGCCAGUCAUCCAUUUAGCAUCACCAGGUUAUUACCAGGCGCAACGGCAGGUACAUCGCCUGGUGCCCAGGAUACGAAGCCGCCUGAGAUGAAAAUGUACGAACAGCUUCAUCAGAGUUACGCGAAUUUCGGCUCGCCUCAUCACCCUCACGCACAUUCCGCGCCGCCAAGUCAUCAUCAUCACAACGGAAUGCACGCUGGCUCGAAUACCGCCGGAGGACCCAUGCACAAUAUGAGCAAUCACCAUCAUCAAGAAUAUUACCAGAGUCCUUUGUACCAUCACGCGACCAGCGUGGCUACCAGCAGUGCGCCUCCUCCUCCGUCGGUCGCCACAGCGGCUCCAGGAUUGUGACAUCACGCUACUCACCCCUACGCCUUGGCCUGAGUCGCUGCCGUUGCGGCCUAUGCCGCUUCCGCCGCUUCCGUUGCCGGUGUUACCGUCGCAAAUUCGAGUCAUCAUCUUACGACGACGAUCGACGACGUUCUUCCUUCACCGCCACCGCCGCCGCCACCUCCACCACCGCCGCCGCCACCACCGCCACCGCCACCGCCACCGCCGCCACCACCGCCUCCUCCACCACCAUCUCAGUCGUCCGCGUCUUCCUCUUCGUCCUCCUCUUCGGCUUCUCUCGUUCAACACCAACAUCAUCAUCAACAACAUUAUCAACAACAACAACAACAACAACAUCAACAUCAGCAACGCCGUCGACGUCGUUCCGACGAAACCUCUUCUUGGCAGGUCGUCGACGACGACGAGUACGACGAAUACGAGGAAGACGAAGAGGACGACGAGGAGGAAAGUAUUGCAUGAAAAGGAGACUCCGAUUCCAUCCAAGGUACGGUCAACCGGUAUUCGCCUUUUCAACUGGCACGAACGAAGAUCUCCGGACGUACAUAUGAACUCUGCUCGAUUUAAUAAUCUCGAAACCCCUUUUCUAUCGAAAAUCAGUUCUUUUUUUCUCUUCUUCUUUUUUUUGAGUUUUUUCUUCUUUGUUUUUCGUUUUCUUUUCUUUUCUUUCUCGUUCGACGAUGGGUAAUGAGCUUGAAAAACACAUCGUUCGGCUGAAAUGUGUCGCGUAGAUCACGUAGGGUCUCCUCCCUCCACCACCUCCUUUUAUUCUUCUUUCUCCUUCAUUAUAAUUUUCCCUGUCCUUGCGAAAAAGUGGAUAAGCCGUGGACUUUGAAAUUGUCUCGAGAGCUUCCUUCCCGUUUCACAUCUUCUCACCGAAAACAGAAAGAUGACUCGAAGCCGUCCUCGUUCGAGUCGCGACGCGUGGGGUGUGUGAUUGUUGUUGGUGGUGGUAGUAGUGGUAGUGGUGCUGCUGCUGCUGCUGCUGUUGUGGAAUUUUAAAGGCAUAAUUAAUUAACAUGGGUGCGUACGUCUAAUCGAUAAAUGUAUACAUUGCAAAUUGCAAUUAAAUGACGAAAAAAAAAAACGAUGCGAAAGUGUCUCUCCGAUAUGCGACCGAUUAGCUUCGAACAUCGAUAUUCGAUAGAUUAUCUAUACAUAUAUCUCUGUAUUAGCCGCGCGUAAACGUGAAAACGUUAUUUAUGUUUUCACUCUUUGGAUAUUAUUGCGAGGACAAUAUUUUCGAUUCUAUAUUUACACGCGAGACGACGGCGAAAUAUGCUUUGACGCGAGCCUAAUAAUGAAUUUUAGCGGUUAGUCGAACGAAGAGAAGAGUAAUGAUAAUUUCAAACAAAAAAAAAAGGGAAAAAAUAAUAAAAAAGAGGCAAAAAGCGGAAGAAGGAACAAAAAAUAAAAUGAGAAAGAAGACGAAGCCAAAGUUGAAGUCGAAGAUGAAGGCGAAGACGAAGACGAAGACGAAAGAGAAGAAAAAAAGAAAAAGAAGGAAAACGUUGUUGCCACUGCGAUUACAUUUAACCAAUAUGCAGACGAUGCUUUAUAGUUUUUGCGAUAGUUUUAUUUCGCGCACAAUCGUUCCUCGAGCCUCCGUCCACGAUCCUGUACUUACUUACGUAGCAUGGAGUGGUAUACAACGAUUCUCUGAUAGGCGCUAGAAUUAAAUAAAUAAAAAAAAAAAACAGAAAAAAUAAAUAAAAAAAGAAAAGAAAAGAAAAAAAAAGGAAAAAAAAAGAAGCGUAGUAUCGUAGUGUGCUUUACUUUACAAACGAUCGAAUUAAUCGAUCGCGAUUCGUCUUCUUCGGCUCAUUUGUGAGACUCCUGCUUCCUUUUAAAAAUCGGAUUAAAUCUUUGACAUAGUUUAUUCUCUCUCUAUUUACAAUUAAUUUAUCUCGAUUUUCAAAUCACGAUUUGUCGAUGUGUCAACGUAUGCGAUAAUGUAGAAAUGCGCCACGUUGAGCAUACGACACGUACACUUUAUUGUUAGUAACAAAUCUUUUCGUUGAUGUAACGUUCGAACGAGAUGCGAUGUUCGAGAGUAUCGAUUUACGAUUGCUAUUAUCAAGCGACAGCAGCAGGUCUUUCGAAAUUAUUUUGAAAUCAGUCAUUUUACAUACACAUGCAUGGGUAUAUAUACAAUACACACAUACAUACAUACAUACAUACAUAUGUAUUAUCGUUGUUGUGUAGAAAAGCACGCUCGCUUGUUUUCGGUCGUUGAUCUCGAUUUCGCGCGCAUCAUACUUAUCGCCAUCGGUCUCUACUACUACUACUACUGUUACUACUACUACUACUACUACUACUACUACUGUUACUACUACUACUACUACUGUUACUACUACUACUACUACUACUACUACUACUGCAACUAUUACUACUACUUCUAUUUCUAUUUCUACUACUACUGCAUAUUUUCAAUGUAUCGUGGAUGAUCGUACGGUAUACGUUAAAUCAACGGUUAUUGCUAUCGCUACGAGCGAUCAUUAAAUAGAAAUCAAUGGCGAUAAGAAGAAAAGGAAGAAGAAUAAUUUCGCUCGGGUUCAUUCGCACGAGGAUGGAUGCAUCUUCGAAACGAGUCAACGUACAUAAAUAGCUGUCGUAGAUAUCUCUCGAAGAGGCAUUAUCGUCGUAAAGAAAAUAAUAGAAAAGAAAUAUAAUGAAAUGAAAAGAAAUUAAAGGAAAUUAAAAGAAAAUAGAAGGAAAGAAAAUGAACGCGAGACGAUUUUAACGCGAGCAAUGUUACACACCUACAUAUGUAUGUAUAACAUUUUGGUGAGUUUAUCGAUCAUUACAUAAUCGUUCGGCCGUCGUUCAGAAGCCGUUAUCUUUUUAAGCGUGCUGGUAGACGUUAUAAAACGUACACGUUGGUACAACGAGAUCGUGAAUAUACGGUGUGUAUCGUCCAUACCAAAUAUAUAUUAUAAAUCAAAAUCGGUCGGAGACACGAAGCAACGGUAAAAUUAAUUGAUAGAAAUAAAAAAAAAAAAGAAAACGAAACGAAACGAAACGAAACGAAACUAAAAAGGAAAGAAAAGAAGAAGCGUAUAAUUAUGAUAGAAUAGAUCGGAGAGAAUAGUUCGAGCUGCGGUGCUGUUAAAUAAUGACGAAGAAAAGUAGGGGGUUGGCGGUGAUGCCGGCACAGAGCGACAAAAAUGUGAUAAUCCGUGAAAAUAAAUAUAAAUUAGCGAACGUAUACUCGCGAUGGACGUACAUGUAAGUACGUCCGCUUGUGCGUCAUCACUCACGCGCACGUGUCCCAAAAAUUUGAAAAAGAUAAAAAAAGAAAAAAAGAAAAAAUGAAAAA